AUGUAGUACACAGCUGCUGCUACUACAGCACAUUUAACACAUUUAACUGUUUCACUAUCAAUGGAAGUGACUCUCCCUUACACUUUAAAUGUAUUAAGUGUCGCCAUUACUGUCUAAAGACAACGAGAGUUAGUUUGAACACAUUUUCCCGCGGUUUGGACUCGUUGUUUGUAUGACUGGCAUUGCAGUACAGUAACGUUAAUAGGAGCUAGCAGCUUAAAUGCUGUUUCCUUCAACGCACUACAUCCGGAAAAGACAAACUCCAGGCUCAAGAGGUCCUGCUGCUAGCGGGACCAAAAGGACUUGGCCACCCUGGACCACAUAAGACCCUGUUCAUUCUGGGACAGGAAGGACUCGGCCGCCCUGGAUCACAUCAAACCAUGCUGGUACUGGGACAAGAAGGACCUGGCCCACACCCCGUCGCAGUCAGAGGGACUGGACCCUGCCACUGAGGCCCGGUACCGGAGAGAAGGGGCUCGGUUCAUCUUUGAUGUUGGUACACGACUUGGGCUGCACUAUGAAACACUGGCAACUGGAAUCGUUUACUUCCACCGCUUCUACAUGUUCCACUCAUUCAAGCAGUUCCCUAGAUAUGUGACAGGAGGAUGCUGCCUUUUCCUGGCAGGCAAAGUGGAGGAAACACCGAAGAAGUGCAAAGACAUCAUCAAGACAGCCCGCAGCCUGCUCAACGAUAUCCAGUUUGCACAGUUUGGAGAUGAUCCCAAGGAGGAGGUAAUGGUGUUGGAGCGCAUCCUGCUGCAGACCAUCAAGUUUGACCUGCAGGUGGAGCACCCCUACCAGUUCCUGCUACGCUAUGCAAAGCAGCUUAAAGGUGACAAGAACAAGGUGCAGAAGCUGGUCCAGAUGGCCUGGACGUUUGUGAAUGACAGCCUUUGCACCAUGGUGGUCCUGCAGUGGGAGCCACAAAUUGUAGCAGUGGCCGUCAUGUAUCUGGCCGGUCGUCUCUCUAAGCUCGACAUCCAGGAGUGGACGUCCAAGCAGUCAUCUCGUCGCUGGUGGGAGCAGUUUGUCCAUGAUGUGCCUGUGGAGGUGCUAGAAGAUAUCUGCCAUCAGAUCUUGGACUUGUAUUCUCAGGCCAAGCAGCAGAUUCCUGAUGGAGGGCUCGGAAGUGGGGAGAACGCCCCACCAUCUUCCAUCCUAUCUCCCAUAGUCUCACAGCUGAUCAAGAAAGCCUCCCCUCAGUCCAGCCCCAGACCACCAAGACCAGUUCAGCCAUCUCCCAAAGAUGACAGCAAGGCCCCUAAGCUCCCAACUAUUGAACCUCCACCUCCUCCACCACCCCCUCCUCCUCCGGUCUCUAUGAAUCCAGAUCUCCCCUCUAAACCAAACCCCCCACCUUUACCCCACUGCCCACCUCCCCCACCUCCUCCCCCUAUAGACCUUCCCACCUCUAGCUCCCUGGUGUCCAGUGAAGGCUACCAGAAUCUCCAGUCUAUGAUGAAGACAGACGGCACCUGUUACACCACCAUACCCCAGGCCUGUGCCCCACCCAUGGGUUACCACCCCUAUGGCCCAGGCACAACGGCCUACCACACUCCCCCACUCUCCGCCUACAGCUACUUGCUUGCACCUCCCCCGCCCUCAGUCAUGGGGAUGGCAUCCGGUUUGCCUAGUGGGUAUCCCCCACCAACAACCGCAGGACACAAUCAACUACCACCUCCGCUGCCUCCUGGUAUGCCCCCUGUUGGCGGGAUGAAUCGGGGAACAUGGAUGAGAUGAGCCAAAUGAUAACACAAAGUUUUAGAAAAGUUCAGAUAAAAUCUUUUAAACUAUUGGGAUUGAUCUAAAAUGACAGUGAUCAACUUUGACUAAAGGAGAACACUUUCAUUGCCAGUUUUGUGGUGAAAAUGUGUACUUUUACACAAUUAUGAAAAGCUCAUGUAGGUGUUACUUGACAAAACAGUGUUGACAGAGACAUGGAGGAUUAUAAGAUGAAUGUCUUCCUUUAGUUCUCUGCUUUUUUGCACAACACAUUGUGUCAUUUUUUUAAAAAGUAGACAGUAUUGUGCUUUGAUAAUCACAACUGCCUCAUGUCCUAUUUAAAUACUGAUAGGAAUUGUGUUGUUGUCAUGUGGGAUCCAAGUACUUUCCUUUUUUGCAUCAGAUUUUUCCAGUUUGAAUAUUAUGAGUGAAAUGUUUUUGGUGUUUAGCAGCACAUGUGGAAUUACAUUUUUGUUUAAAGCCUAUUAAAUGAGAACGCAGCACUGUAAAAUGCAUUUUCUCCUAUUUUAAGUUGCUCAGUCCAUUAUGUUUCUAUCCCUUAAAAGAAAUAUAAUGGAUUGAUCAAUCAACAACUGAUCAAUCAGUCCUUUAAGUUCCGGUUCACACAGAAAUGUUUCCUUUUGUCAGCUUUAAUUCAACUUGUUCAAUUUUUGUUUUUGUAAUUACUUUAUUUUCGUAUAAUGUGAAUACAUAAGCACACCCUUUU
Molecule: messenger RNA, 2449 nt
Organism: Scomber scombrus (Atlantic mackerel)
Lineage: Eukaryota; Metazoa; Chordata; Actinopteri; Scombriformes; Scombridae
Product: cyclin-K-like
Exons: 10
Coding region: 562-1740 (392 amino acids)
Biological process (GO): regulation of transcription by RNA polymerase II; positive regulation of DNA-templated transcription, elongation
Cellular component (GO): cyclin/CDK positive transcription elongation factor complex; nucleus
Molecular function (GO): cyclin-dependent protein serine/threonine kinase activator activity
Source: RefSeq, a predicted model, not a curated record